Prunus armeniaca (apricot) is the source of this 204-nucleotide messenger RNA. NCBI's taxonomy places the organism in Eukaryota, Viridiplantae, Streptophyta, Magnoliopsida, Rosales, Rosaceae. The record is from the annotation of a GenBank genome assembly.
AUGGGUAAAUCCCGGCCAUUGACUCCUCUGCUCAAACUGAAAGACACAGAACGGUUCGUAUGGGGGGCAGAACAUCAAGCGGCCCUCGACGACAUCAAGCAAUAUUUAUCUCAACCACCGGUCCUUGUGCCGUCGAAAAGAGGGAAACCCUUGAGGCUUUACAUUUCGGCUUCAAAAGGCUCUAUCGGUUGUCUGCUGGCCUAG